UGCAUUAUAUGAGUUUAAAUUAUUUGAUACUUUUGUGUGGCAAGACUGACUUCACACCAGCUGAGGUCAUGUGGUCAGAUCUCCUCUCCUAAUGUCCUAAACCUAAUUUCUCCUGUGUGUCUCCGUCAUGUUACUUUUAGCCAUUUCAUCAGCCAAAGUUACUUAAGUUUUCAUCAGAGUUUUUAUAUUUUUGUCCGUUUCUCUUGUUUUCCUCAAAGAUGCAAAAGUUGGUAAAGGCGGCAAAAGAAGGAACUAAAGACGGGCUGGAGAAGACCAAAGCUGCUGUGAAGAAGGGACGCUCCUUCAUCAAAACAAAGUCUUUUUGUCAUGAGAGGAAGCCCAUGUAUCUCGAGAGCGAGGAGUCAGAGCUCUUCAUUGAAGUGGACUGCUUCACCGUGGAGCCAGUCCUGAAUCCAGCACCAGAAGGCCUUUCACAGCAGCAGCUUGUUAGAAGAUGUAUUUUGGAAUCUAUUUUGGAAAGUGAGAAGAACUAUCUCAAUGCCCUCAAAAGGAUUUUAGAGCAAUAUGAGAAGCCGCUGUCCCAGAUUGAACCGAGGCUGCUCAGCGACAGGAAGCUGAAGAUGAUCUUCUACCGCGUGCGUGAGAUCCUGCAGUGCCACUUCCUGUUCCAGAUCGCUCUGGCAAGCCGGGUCGCGGAGUGGGACGGCCUUGAGAUGAUCGGGGAUGUGUUUGUUGCAUCGUUCUGUAAGUCCAUGGUGCUGGAUGCCUACAGCGAGUACGUGAACAACUUCAGCACUGCGAUGGCCGUCGUGAGGAAGACCUGCAUCUCCAAACCUGGAUUCCUGGAAUUUCUUAAGGUUUCAGAGACAAACUGGUCCAAAAAUGUGAACCAAACACACAUAAAUGACAUGAAUGUUGGCCUUGUGUUAGUCACCCCUAACUAUAUC
Messenger RNA from Oryzias melastigma (Indian medaka), 908 nucleotides. RefSeq names its product rho guanine nucleotide exchange factor 10-like. The transcript has 5 exons. Gene Ontology annotation, molecular function: guanyl-nucleotide exchange factor activity. The annotation marks the transcript as partial. Lineage: Eukaryota; Metazoa; Chordata; Actinopteri; Beloniformes; Adrianichthyidae. Gene Ontology annotation, biological process: positive regulation of stress fiber assembly; actin cytoskeleton organization; mitotic spindle assembly. Gene Ontology annotation, cellular component: centrosome. The record is from RefSeq and is a predicted model, not a curated record.